AAGCUGCGGCUCCACUCUGCUAAUUACAAUGCAGCCUUUGCAAGUAUUACUGAUUCCAGUGCUCUGCCUGUUGGCCGUAGGACAGGCAUGUGAGGACGCAGCAACAACGGCGAGCAACUCCAAGGAUUGGUGGGAGACGGCGCAGUUCUAUCAAAUCUAUCCGCGCUCCUUUAUGGACUCUGAUGGUGAUGGCAUAGGCGAUCUCAAUGGCAUCACUAGCAAGCUGGAGUAUCUAAAGGACCUAGGCGUGACAGCCGCUUGGCUUUCGCCCAUUUUCAAGUCUCCCAUGGUGGACUUUGGCUACGAUAUCUCCGACUUCUUCGACAUACAGCCGGAGUAUGGCACAUUGGACGACUUUCGUGCACUCAUCAAGAAGGCCAACGAGCUGGACCUCAAAAUUAUCUUGGACUUUGUGCCCAAUCACUCUAGCAAUGAGAGUGACUGGUUCAAGAAGUCCGUGAAGCGGGAGAAGGGCUACGAGGACUACUACGUGUGGCACGAUGGGAAGAUAAAUGCUGAGACAGGCAAGCGCGAGCCUCCAUCCAACUGGCUGCAGGCAUUCAGAGGCAGCGCCUGGGAGUGGGUCGAGGAGCGCCAGCAAUACUAUCUGCAUCAAUUUGCAGUGCAGCAGGCGGAUCUGAACUAUCGCAAUCCGGAUGUGGUGGAGCAGAUGAAGCGCGUGCUGCGCUAUUGGCUGAAUGAGGGCGUCGCUGGCUUCAGGUGCGACGCAGUGCCUGUGCUCUUUGAGGUGGAGGUAGAUGAGAAUGGCCAAUAUCCGGAUGAAGCAGUGAGUGGCCUCACAGACGACGUGGAUAAUCGCAACUAUCUAAAGAACGAGCUAAUUGAGAACAGGGCCGAGACCAUUGACAUGGCCUAUCAGUGGCGCACAGUGAUGGAUGAUCACCAGCGCAUUUAUGGCGGCGAGACGCGCGUGCUGCUCAUUGAGACCUAUGCCCCGCCGGCUUACACGAUGCAGUUCUAUGGCAAUCGAUCCGUGGAAGGCGCUCAUCUGCCCUUUAAUUUCAAUCUGAUUACGGUGCCGGCCAGUGACGGGGUCUCGGCAAGCUCUAUUAAGAAGGCUGUGGAUAACUGGCUGCUGACCAUGCCAGCCGGACGCACAGCCAAUUGGGUCAUCGGCAACCACGACCAGCGUCGAGCAGCCAGUCGCUAUGGCGUGGCCAACACGGAUGCAAUGAACAUGCUGGUCAUGGUCAUGCCAGGCGCGAGUGUCACCUACCAGGGCGAGGAGCUGGGCAUGACAGACGGCUGGAUUAGCUGGGAGGAUACUCAAGAUCCGGCUGCUUGCAAUUCCAACCAAGAGCUCUACGAACAGUUCACGCGUGAUCCUUCGCGCACUCCAUUCCAGUGGACAAGCGGCACCAAUGCGGGCUUCUCGACGGCUGCAAAGACAUGGCUUCCGCUCGCCGCAGACUUCGAGACACAAAAUGUGCAGGUCGAAGCGGCAGCCACUCGCUCCCAUCUCAAGAUCUACAAGUCGCUGGUGGCAUUGCGUAAAAGUUCCAAAGCCCUGCAAAACGGAGCCACCAAAUAUGCUGUGCUCAAUGACAGCGUGUUUGUGGUCAAGCGCUCUUUGUCUGGCUCUGCCAGCAUCGUUUUUGUGGCCAAUUUGGGCAGCAAAGGCACCACCAUUGAUCUUGACCAGUUUGACAAGACUUUGCCAACGCAUUUGACCCUGAAAAUACGUAGCCUUAGCUCCAGCAAGGCUGAGGGGUCUCUGUUCGAAAGCCAAGGCCUCAGCCUGGCAGCUGGCGAGGCUCUGGUAAUGAGCACCGAUUAAACGCAGCAAAGUUCUUUAUAUUUUUAAGCCUAACCAAUUAAAUCUUGCAAUCGCACACUUGAAAAA
This is a messenger RNA of Drosophila hydei, 1864 nucleotides long. Its product is annotated as maltase A1. The transcript is spliced from 3 exons. Gene Ontology annotation, biological process: carbohydrate metabolic process. Lineage: Eukaryota; Metazoa; Arthropoda; Insecta; Diptera; Drosophilidae. The record is from RefSeq and is a predicted model, not a curated record. The coding region runs from base 29 to 1798 and encodes 589 amino acids.